Podarcis raffonei (Aeolian wall lizard) is the source of this 3205-nucleotide messenger RNA. RefSeq names its product ANTXR like (gene ANTXRL). Gene Ontology annotation, cellular component: membrane. Bases 339 to 2033 code for a protein of 564 amino acids. The transcript has 18 exons. The record is from RefSeq and is a predicted model, not a curated record. Lineage: Eukaryota; Metazoa; Chordata; Lepidosauria; Squamata; Lacertidae. Gene Ontology annotation, molecular function: signaling receptor activity.
CGCGCGUCCCGGAACAGGAAAGGUCCGCGCGGCCGGCUCGCCUUCUCCCGGCCUGGGCGCGCAGCAGCCCUCCUUCCCUGCUGGCCCGCUCCGUCCGGCCCUCCUUCCCCUCCCCGCCAAGGCGGGCGCGCAGGAAACCGGGGCCGCGCGGCAGACAGCCUCUUCCUGGGGCUUUAGGUAACGUCUCGCCAAGCGCCGCGGGCAGCAGCAAGCAGCACAGCCUUCGCGGCCCUCCGCCGAUCGCCCCACCCAAGCAGCCGUCCGCCGGGGCUGCUGAGCCGGGCGCGCACGUCGGAGGAGCGGGCCGCUGCGCGCUGCUGCUGCUGGCGGAGGCGAAGAUGGCGCGCCCGGGGAGCGGAGGAGCUCUCCUCCUCGGCGCCGCCGCCCUGCUGCUGGCCGCGGGCAGCCUGGCGUCGGGAGCCCGCCAGGAGAAGGACAUCGGAGGAGGAGGGCACGGAGGCGGCGGGCCAGGGGAGCGGCCCUCGUCGUGCCACGGCGCCUUCGAUCUCUACUUCGUCCUGGACAAGUCUGGAAGCGUCAAACACCAUUGGAUAGAAAUUUAUUCCUUUGUUGAAAGUCUGGCUGAGAAGUUCAUAAGUCCGAUGCUUCGAAUGUCUUUCAUUGUGUUUUCCUCGCGAGGGACCACAAUUAUGAAGUUGACUGAAGACAGGGAAGUCAUCCAGCGAGGCCUUGCAGUUCUUCAGAGACAAGUGCCUGGAGGAGACACAUUCAUGCAUGAAGGCUUUAAAAGGGCAAAUGAACAGAUCUAUGAAAAUUAUGGAGGACUCCAGACAGCUAGUGUGAUCAUAGCUCUCACAGACGGGGAGCUGCAAGAGGCCCAGUUUUAUUACGCAGAGAAAGAAGCUGACAGAGCAAGAAGCCUCGGAGCAAUUGUCUAUUGUGUUGGUGUGAAAGACUUUAACGAAACUCAGCUAUCGACUAUUGCGGAUAGCAUUGAUCACGUUUUUCCUGUGACUGGAGGUUUUUAUGCCCUCAGAGGCACCAUUGAUUCAAUUCUGAAGAAAUCGUGCAUUGAGAUCCUGGCCGCCGAACCAUCAAGUAUCUGUGCAGGAGAAUCCUACCAAGUCGUGGUCAAAGGCAACGGCUUUUAUUACGCAAGGAACAUUGACCAAGUUCUCUGCAGUUUCAAGAUCAAUAACACCAUUACUCUUAAUGAAAAGCCAACCAUUGUUCAAGACACAUACUUACUUUGCCCUGCUCCAGUGAUAGCAGAUGUCGGACAGGUGGUUUACCUGCAAGUUAGCAUGAACAGCGGACUGACGUUCAUCUCCAGUUCCGUCAGCAUCACCAGCACCCGCUGUCAUCAUGGGACGAUUGUUUUCAUUGUGCUCCUGAUCCUGUUCCUGCUCCUGGCCUUGGCUCUCUUUUGGUGGUUCUGGCCGCUCUGCUGCACCGUGGUCAUCAAGGAACCGCCACCGCCACCCCCAAUGGAACCUGAAUCAGAUGAUGAAGAUGGGUUUCCAAAGAAAAAGUGGCCUACAGUGGAUGCAUCAUAUUACGGAGGGAGAGGUGUUGGUGGAAUCAAAAGAAUGGAGGUGAGAUGGGGUGACAAGGGAUCGACAGAGGAAGGAGCAAAACUAGAGAAGCCCAAAAAUGCCGUCAUCAAAUUGCCAGAAGAGGAAUUUGAGCCCUGGGAACCCAAGCCAAAGAGAGAUCACUCCCGGAGGGUGCCCUCCGAAAGGAAAUGGUACACUCCCAUUAAGGGCAAGCUGGAUGCCCUCUGGGCCCUUGUUCGACGAGGCUAUGAUCAAGUUUCUCUAAUGAGACCACAGCCUGGGGAUAAGGGACGAUGCAUAAAUUUCACCAGAGUGAAAUCAGAUGGGACGGUCAUCUCGUACAGCGCACCUCAGCAGCCAAGAGAACACCACACCCUCAACAAUGCUCCAAGAAGCCCAUCUUCUCCAGCGCCAAUGCAGCCCCCUCCCUGCAGGCAACUUCCUCCUGCGCCUCCCCCUUCGAGGUGCCCACCAAGGCCCCCUCCAUCCCGCCCUCCGCCUCAGCUUCUGGCUUGAAGCGUGGGGAACCGAGAUGGGAGCAGAGCAUAUCCAGUCUUCGUUUAUAAUCAAGAGUUUGUUGCUGGUCAGCAAAAAAACAGAACAAAAUGCCAGGCGUCCUUUUGUACUGUCGAGUAUAUUUAUGCCCCAUGUGCCGUAUAAACAUUCCAUGAUUGAAUCUUGGGAACCGCUGGGUAUUUGACAAAAGAACAAUAUCCAGGCAGCGAGUGAUAAUAGAUUAUGCAUUAAUGGUUCACACACACAUACCCUCGUUAUGUUUUAUAAGUCGUUAGCCAGAUGGAAAUAGCCUGCGCUGAUGAAUGGGGUGAGGUUUGCCCGCAAAUAAUUUUGCCAUCCGUAAGAUUAAUGCUAGGAAGGGUCCGAUUAAGUGGAAGCUAAAUUCUGUAAAUUUCCCCCUCCCCCCCCACUGUCUCAGGUUCUUUCAAUGCCGCUGGGAAGGUCCUGCUAAUUUUAAGGCGACUAAAGUAACGACUUCAUAUUGCGGUGGUGUCUUAAACAUUUGCUCGUUUUGGAUUCGGUAACGAGGAAAAUUCGGAAAGCUUCCCAAGUCUACCAUUUAUUUGCACCUCACAGUUCAUGAGGCAGCAACUACCAGGCAGCAACUCUUGCAGGGUACAAAGGGGGAGGGUUCAUUUUGCACAUAAACCAACUUCUGUUGGACUUCCGUUGUAUUAUGCAUUGCAUCCUUCGUCGAUGGGCGCCAGUCUUCUGAUAAAUUCAGCUGGGCGCCUCCUUUCCAAUAUAGUAUCGUUACUGUUUUUUAUUCACUGAUAAAACUGUUCUGCUUCCGUACAUAGAAAAAAAGAUAGAUAGAUGUGGAAGAGAUGGUACACCUUCUACUUUACUGCUGGACAGUCAAAAUAACUUAUUAAAUAGUACUGCAGGCAAAUGUGCGUCAAAGGCGCCACACAAUUAUCAGUUCAGGUGCGAUCGUGCUGCAUGUGCUGUUAUCAGAUGACUCUCCAGCUUUGAGCUGGGCUAGGGGGGGGGAAACAUUGGUACUUUUUCUGCGUUUUUAAGAGCUUCAUCCAAUUGAAUCCUGCAAAUCUAUGCAAAGUAUUAAUAGCACCAAGAGGGCCAGGGAUUUGUGCACGCGCAACAAAACUGAAAAAGAUACAGCAAUAACAAAAUAAAUUAAAAGAGGAGGAUUAUACAGAUGGCCUUUUUUU